This is a messenger RNA of Arachis ipaensis, 825 nucleotides long. Lineage: Eukaryota; Viridiplantae; Streptophyta; Magnoliopsida; Fabales; Fabaceae. The record is from RefSeq and is a predicted model, not a curated record.
AUGUUUUUUUCAUCUGGAUUACCUUUUCAUCUAGCAAAAAAUUCGUAUUUUGUCAAAACUAUUUCUUAUGCUGCUAAUAAUUAUAUUGAUGGUUAUAUUCCUCCUGGAUAUAAUAAAUUGAGGAUAACUUUGCUUGAGAAAGAGAAGCAACAUGUGGAGAGAAUGUUAGAACCUACUAAGAAUUCAUGGAGUGGAAAGGGAGUGAGCAUUGUAAGUGAUGGUUGGAGUAAUCCUCAAAGGAGGCCUCUUCUUAAUUUUAUUGCUAUAACUGAAAGUGGGCCUAUGUUUUUGAAAGCUGUAGAUUGUUCAGAUGAGAUCAAAGACAAGGAUUAUGUUGCAAAGCAAAUAAGAGAUGUGAUAAGAGAAGUCAAUCUCUCAAAUGUAGUGCAGAUUAUGACUGAUAAUGCGCCGGUUUGUAAAGCGGCUGGUUUAUUGAUUGAAGCUGAAUUUUCAUCUGUUUAUUGGACUCCUUGUGUUGUUCAUACUCUCAACCUUGCUUUAAAGGACAUUUGUGCAGCUAAGAAUACAGAGAAGAAUAAUUUUGUUUAUCAAGAAUGCUCAUGGAUUACUCAAAUUGCUGAAGAUGCUUCUUUUAUAAAAAAUUUCAUUGUUAAUCAUCAUAUGAGGUUAUCUAUUUUCAAUGAAUUUAAUACAUUGAAGUUGCUUAAUGUUGCUCCUACUCGAUUUGCUUCUACUAAUGUGAUGCUCAAAAGAUUUAGGUUGUUAAAGCAAGACCUCAAAGAGAUGGUUAUAAGUGAGAAGUGGUCUUCAUACAAGGAAGAUAAUAUUGGCAAAGCUGAGUUUGUUACAGAAAAAAUUGAGUGA